UAUGGCUUCAUCAGACAAGAAUAGGUCUCAGUUUAUAUGAUGUGGCAGGACAGGGCUACCUCAGAGAAUCAGAUUUAGAAAACUAUAUUUUGGAACUCAUCCCUACUUUGCCACAACUGGAUGGUUUAGAAAAAUCUUUUUACUCCUUCUAUGUCUGCACAGCAGUUAGAAAGUUCUUCUUCUUUCUGGAUCCUCUCAGAACAGGGAAGAUAAAGAUACAGGAUAUUUUAGCUUGCAGCUUCCUGGAUGACUUACUGGAGUUAAGGGAUGAAGAACUUUCUAAAGAAAGUCAGGAAACAAAUUGGUUUUCUGCUCCUUCUGCAUUAAGAGUUUAUGGCCAGUACUUAAACCUUGAUAAAGAUCACAAUGGCAUGCUCAGCAAAGAAGAACUAUCCCGGUAUGGAACAGGGACUCUGACCAAUAUAUUUUUGGAUCGCGUCUUUCAGGAAUGCUUAACUUAUGAUGGUGAAAUGGACUAUAAGACCUACCUGGACUUUGUGCUUGCAUUAGAAAACAGAAAGGAGCCUGCAGCUCUGCAAUAUAUUUUCAAACUGCUUGAUAUAGAGAACAAAGGAUACCUGAAUGUCUUUUCCCUUAAUUAUUUCUUUAGGGCUAUUCAGGAACAAAUGAAAAUCCAUGGACAAGAACCAGUUUCUUUUCAGGAUGUCAAGGAUGAAAUCUUUGAUAUGGUGAAGCCUAAGGAUCCUUACAAAAUCUCCCUUCAAGACUUAAUCAAUAGCAGCCAAGGCGACACUGUUACCAGCAUUCUCAUUGAUCUGAAUGGGUUCUGGACGUACGAGAACAGAGAGGUCCUUGUGGCAAGUGAUAAUGACAGCGCUGCUGAUGUUGAUGAUACGUGACUUUUGAACAGGAGCAGUCUGUAUGCAUAGAGAUAUCUCAGUCUGAUGCGCCAACUGUUGGAAGCUGGAAACAUUCAUUAUCUGAAUGAAUACCUCUUCCAUUUUACUUCCCUCCCCUUGGCCCUGCAUAUAAUAUGAAAUGUGGUACAUACAGGAAUCGCAGAACUAAUUUCUGAAACCAAAAAAGCAAGUGUUGUUUAACAGUUAAAGUUAUCUUUUUUUUUAAUAAAUAUUUUUGGACUUU
Cariama cristata (Red-legged seriema) is the source of this 1104-nucleotide messenger RNA. It is a transcript of the gene PPP2R3C, whose product is annotated as protein phosphatase 2, regulatory subunit B'', gamma. Gene Ontology annotation, cellular component: spindle; centrosome. The record is from RefSeq and is a predicted model, not a curated record. NCBI's taxonomy places the organism in Eukaryota, Metazoa, Chordata, Aves, Cariamiformes, Cariamidae. Gene Ontology annotation, biological process: positive regulation of B cell differentiation; T cell homeostasis; cortical cytoskeleton organization. The transcript has 8 exons. The annotation marks the transcript as partial.